Colossoma macropomum (tambaqui) is the source of this 7507-nucleotide messenger RNA. It is a transcript of the gene keap1b, whose product is annotated as kelch-like ECH-associated protein 1b. The transcript has 7 exons. NCBI's taxonomy places the organism in Eukaryota, Metazoa, Chordata, Actinopteri, Characiformes, Serrasalmidae. The record is from RefSeq and is a predicted model, not a curated record. Gene Ontology annotation, molecular function: protein binding. The coding region runs from base 3078 to 4850 and encodes 590 amino acids.
UUGUUUUGUGUCCCUGUCGCUUUAGUUGAAUUAUUAACGCAUGUGAAAGUUUCACACAAUAGACCUGUAACGGUAACCAGUCUCUAGAAAGGGUUCCUGGAAGGCUCAAUGGACGAAAAUGUUCAAAACCGAGGGACUGGAGGGAGAAAGAGAUUCUUUACCAAUCAGCCGCUCUUCAGGAGAAACUCAGCACCGCCGCUGCUCUACUUUUCUUCGCAGCUGCUCUAAUUCGAGUCCGGGGAUUUGAGGCCUACGUGGCGUCCGACUUUUUUUCUUGUGAUUUUUGUCAUUUUUUUCUCCUUUUCUCGCGUCGGUUAAAUAUUUAGGAAAACGGAAAAAGUCAUGCGAACCGCACUGGUCAAGUGAAGUUAAAGUGGAUUGAAAAUGUGAUGUUUUAGCUUGUUGUGUGUCAAAGGAAUCUUGCAGACGAGUGGAUGAAAGUCUCACUUUAGCACAUAAGGCUAAGCUACACUUUGUGUCAGCCUGAGCUGGCGGGCUGUGUGCUCGCACGGUUGUUUUGCACAUUCUGACCCAGGUCAAAGUAGCCUCGAUAAAAGUCUAACCUAUGGUUAUCCAGUUAAUAAAUAAGCCUUUUACUGUUGAAAACAAGGCGUACAUUUCUUGUUUUUCCCACUUGAGGUCCGUUUUGUGUGUUUUUUGUGCCAAAAACAGACAUCAUUUAUAUUUACAUGACCAGUUUCAAUUCGUUUGUAAAGGUGAAUUCCACCAACUCUUAAGAAUUUCUGCAAAACUUAAUCGCUAAGAUGUAAACGAAGUCAUUCAGAUUGUUUUGAUGUGAAAUGCUUCGGUCUAGAGAAAUUUGCCAUGUCAGAAUUGUUUAGUGUUGGUGAUGGGAACCAGAUAGCCGAGGAUUUUAAUGCUAUUAAAAGCUAUUUCACAAAAGGAUUUUAGACAAACUGGUUAUGAAUAUGCUGCUUGAUGACUGAGACAUUGUUUUGAGAAAAGAUUUUAGCAUUAAACACAUUUUUUAAAUGUGUUCAUGGUGGAAAAGUAGAAGCAGGACAUUGUAAGGCAUGUAUAGAAAACCUUUUUUAUUGUUUGUUUAAUCAUUUAUUUUAACAUUUACUGUUGUUUUGCCAUUAUCAGCAUUACAUCUGAAAAGUCAGAAGAUGUGUAGGUUCAUUGGUUGUUUUGGGUGUAUAUUAUUGCCUUGUAGACAUCGUGACUCCUGGUUCCUAUCAGCACUACUGUGAAAAAAUCUGUCUGUAAUUUGCUCUACGAUGCACCAUUUCACAUCAAACUCUGAAUGACUAUUUUUUACAUUUCAAUGACUGAAUUAUGCCGAAAUUUGAAAAAGUAGGUGGACUCUUUACCCUUAAACACUUGGUAUCAAACAGCCUGUCCUGAGAUAUAUAUAUAUAUAUAUAUAUUUCUUCGGCACUUAUUGGCCACCUUGUGUCGUCUCUCUGUGAAAAAGCAUUUCUGGCUGAAAUGCUCUUUAUAGCUUCAACAUGAAUGGGAUGUAGACUGACUAUGCCAAUAUCUAUGUAAACAACUAUGUUUGCUUUUGUUACAUCACAAAAGAGUAAUAAAUUCAGCACUUGCAGUUUAGUUUGUUUAUGUGGCAUGUAUGGACCGUUUUGUGAAACUUCAGCAGUGUUUGUAUACUACAUCCAACUCUUUUUAUCAAAGAAAUUAUUUGUAUUUUAUUUUUUAUAUUAUUAGUAUUUUAUUUCCUUGUUAUAAGUCCUUUAAAAGUUUGCAGUGGGCAGAUGUCAACAAGAUCAUGUGACUUGAGGGGGAAAAAAUGUGGUCACGGUGACGAGCGCAGGUCGGACCUGAUUGAAACCACCUCCCGUGUGUGCGUCACUGGUCUUAAAUAACAGCAUCAUCUCAGUUUCUUUCACUCUUCUUCUCUGUACCACAACACCAGAGCCAGCAGUGUGUUUGGCUUGUUUGUGACAGAGAUAUCUGUGGAUUUUGAUAAGUAAUUGGCUCCAGGCCCAUUUGCUUAGUGGACUGAACGACUAAUAUAUAUUGUCUUUGAGCAACCAGUGGACAAAAACAGAUUCCAGGGCACUGCCCUUUCUAAGUCCUUCAGUCCUGGAGGGAUCAGCUGUGUAAAGCACUUGUUUUCCUGGAGGAGGUUGUCAGCACAGACUAAACAACCUCUGGCACCUUUCGCACACUUGCUGACCUGAAUAUCUGUAAUCAUUCAGUCUGUCGACGAGGCUCAGUUUUACAAGCGGAGGUGAAACUGUAGCCUUUAACGUAGAAAAACCCCUUUUGCUACUCCAAGAGGAAAUGAUCUUUUUCCAUGUCUUUUUUUGAAUGAGUUUUAUUACCUCUAUUAAAAAAAAGCAUUGUCAGGAGAUCAUUACUAACCAGAUUCUCACAUGUUUAGUUUUUACAUGGUAGAUAUAGACUUUAAAUGCUGAGGCAGACUCUUUCCAGGCGAAAGGGCUACUUAUGUUGGGAGGUUACAAGUGCCACUUGCGUGUUCAGCUCAGUACCUCUACCUGCUGUUCUUUCCUGCUCUUGAAGUUUCUGCUGUUGCCACCACAAAUGUGUCUGCUGCAACAGAUAUCAGAUUCCUUCCUCCUCAAGCUGGUUCACCUGAGGCUGUAAAACCCUGUUCACUGUUUGUCCUGCUUAACUCUCAUGUAACAGGAGAAUGUUUACAUUUUGAAGAAGAAUGUAAAGGGGUCACGCAGGCUUUCUAAAAAAGAUGUAUUCUCCUGUUUCUUUGAGAUCUUGAAAUGGACUGCAAAUUACAUGUUGACAUGGAGGCAACUCAUGGACUCGAGUUUGCAUUAGGUUGUGCAUACGGCACGCCAUAAAAAUUUGAUUUGAGCAAUCAGUUGCAAGGAAAACGCCGGCUUUUAUCUCUUAGGAGCUCGUUAAAGGCUAAAGGAGGGGACGCUUGUCACCUCUCAGCUCUUUCUGAAUGCCACACCUGCCUUUUCUGCCUAAAAGAUAGCUGUGCUAAGACUUUUGGGGCGGUGGGCAAAAAAAGGAGCGAACUUUCAUCCCCCAUUCAUCCGCACACCGUUCCCUGUCUGCUCUUUGAGCUGGCGAGCAAGGAUGCAAGCGCCGGGCGGCAGUCGCCGGUGAAGAUGUACGCGGCGUCAGGAAUGACGGAGUGCAAGGCGGAGGUGACACCGUCCACGAGUAAUGGCCACCGAGUCUUCAGCUACACGCUGGAGAGCCACACGGCCGCCGCCUUCGCCAUCAUGAACGAGCUGCGGCUCGAGCGGCAGCUGUGCGACGUGACGCUGCGUGUCAAAUACAAUGACCUGGAGGCCGUGGACUUUGUGGCACACAAGGUGGUGCUGGCGUCCUCUUCGCCCGUUUUCAGGGCUAUGUUCACCAACGGGUUGAAGGAGUGCGGCAUGGAAGUGGUGCCCAUCGAGGGGAUCCACCCUCGGGUCAUGGGCCGCCUGAUAGAGUUUGCGUACACGGCGAGUAUCUCCGUCGGGGAGAAGUGUGUGAUCCACGUGAUGAAUGGUGCCGUGAUGUAUCAGAUCGAUAGCGUGGUGAAGGCCUGCUGUGACUUCCUGGUGCAGCAGCUGGACCCCAGCAACGCCAUCGGCAUCGCCAACUUCGCUGAGCAGAUCGGCUGCACCGAGCUGCACCAGAAGGCCCGCGAGUACAUCUACAUGAACUUCAGCCAGGUGGCGACGCAGGAGGAGUUCUUCAACCUGUCCCACUGCCAGCUGGUGACACUGAUCAGCCGUGACGAGCUGAACGUACGCUGCGAGUCUGAGGUGUUCCACGCGUGUGUAGCGUGGGUGCAGUAUGACCGCGACAACCGCCGGCCAUACGUUCAGGCCCUGCUGCAGGCUGUGCGCUGUCACUCGCUCACGCCUCACUUCCUGCAGCGCCAGCUGGAGCACUUUGAGUGGGAUGCACAGAGCAAGGACUACCUGUCCCAGAUCUUCCAGGACCUCACGCUACACAAGCCCACCAAGGUCAUCUCUUGCCGCACCCCCAAAGUGCCCCAGCUCAUCUACACGGCCGGAGGCUACUUCCGCCAGUCACUCUGCUACCUGGAGGCCUUUAACCCCUGCACGGGGUCAUGGCUACGCCUGGCCGACCUGCAGGUACCCCGCAGCGGGCUGGCGGCCUGCGUCAUCAGCGGACUCUUCUAUGCCGUGGGUGGCCGCAACAAUGCCCCAGACGGCAACAUGGACUCCAAUGCACUGGACUGCUACAACCCCAUGAACAACUGCUGGCUCCCCUGCGCACCCAUGAGCGUCCCCCGGAACAGGAUCGGAGUUGGAGUCAUCGACGGAAUGAUCUAUGCGGUGGGGGGGUCCCAUGGCUGCAUCCACCACAACAGUGUAGAAAGGUAUGACCCAGAAAAGGACUUGUGGCAGCUUGUGGCCCCCAUGCUGACACGGCGUAUUGGGGUGGGUGUGGCGGUUAUUAACCGCCUCCUCUACGCAGUGGGCGGAUUUGAUGGCACACACCGGCUGAGCUCAGUGGAGUGCUACAACCCCGAGAAAGACGAGUGGAGAAGCACAGCGGCCAUGAACACUGUCCGCAGCGGAGCCGGCGUGUGUGCAUUGGGAAACCAUAUCUACGUGAUGGGAGGCUAUGACGGCACCAACCAGCUGAACACAGUGGAGCGCUAUGACGUGGAGACAGACAGUUGGACCUUCAUUUCAUCCAUGAGACACAGACGAAGCGCACUGGGGGUCACCACACACCACGGCCGCAUCUACGCUCUGGGCGGAUAUGAUGGAAACACCUUCUUGGACAGCGUGGAGUGCUAUGACCCCGAAACAGACACCUGGGCUGAGGUCACAAAGAUGACCUCCGGGCGGAGUGGGGUCGGUGUGGCGGUCACCAUGGAGCCGUGCCAAAAGGAUUGUCAGAAACUCUAGUGCCUCCUCCCUCCGCCUCUCCCUGUCUCCUUCCAGCUUUCUGUUCUUUGAUUCUUUCCAUCCUUCCUUUUUUUUCCGCCAGGCUUAUCGUUGCACAUUAGCCCUUUAGCUUGAGUUCAGAACAGACCAAUUCUGUAACAGCCCUUAGCGACAGAGACCACAUGCUAGCACCACAGGACCAUAGAGUUGAGCCACAAGGUUCAUAUAAAGUUUAGAAGAUACUUCAUAUUCUCUGCUAAACUAGGAGAAACCUGGUGUGUUGUUCCUGUUAAUAGAGGGACAGGAAGGCCUGGUUGUACCAGAGUACUUCCAGGCAGGACGUGCUAAAUUAAAUUGGCAGGUUUAGCUGUUUCGUGACCAGACCGCAGACAGUGGGCUCACUAAUAUGAGUCAGUAAGUGUCUCUUGUUGUAUUACUGACCAGUACAUGUAAACCAAAUCUGUGGUGGUCAUAUUAGAUGUACAUGGCUACCUCUUUCCUGAAGCUCGUACCAUAAAGGGUUUGGCCUUUUUUUUUUCUCUGUGAAUGCAGAAGUGCCAUUAUCCUCUUCACCACCACUUCAGUAUCCCAGCCUUUAUGCUGCUGUAGUGGGCAUGAAGGCCUGAGCGCACAAGAAUUACGUCAGAGUACCAAUGGCAGUCUGGGCUGGUAUUCUUAAAGAAGCUGGUUCUAAAACCUGGAGCAUGUUUUUGUGUUUUUCCUGCUCUAACACCUCAGUCAUCAGGUGACUACCAAGACGUUCUGUUGUGUCUUGUGUAUCGGAGAAAUUAAAACACAAAAAUUUCCAGAUGCUUAGGAUUUAGAGAAUCACUGGCCGACUAAGUUAUUCCCAAUCCUGGUCCUGGAGUACCUCUGUUGUGCACAUUUUAGUGUUUGCUUUGGUCUGACACACCCACUUCAAUUAACCGAUUAGUUGGAUCUGGUAUGGUAGAGCAGGGAAAUCACCAAAAUACACAGGGCCAGUAUUGGGGACCGCUGGGAUACCUGUAUCGUGAUUUGUCCAGGGGCUUCCAAACACCUGUUUCAAAUCAUUGUCUAAUUACUAAAUUAAUUGGCUAACUCAGUGGUAGCUAAAAUAAUGAUCCAAGUAGCCAAUUACAUGGCUAUUGGUUAACUGAUUAGCUAAUUACUUAAAAUAAUUGGCUGUAGUUCCACUAUGUGGAUUUGUGGGACAUUCAAAGCCAGUGCUUCUCACACUGGUCUACCACAUAGGGAGAGAGCAAAAAUAUGGACCAUCUGGGGUCCCUGAGGACCAGUCUGAGAACCACUGCCCUAUGCCAUUUAGUGUAGUUAAACCUUAAUCCAGACUUGGAACCAUGCUGUUUUUCAUAAGGUUUCCAGAACAUAAAUUACACCUAGUCUUGGACUGAAUUCCAUUGCCAACAGUUAUUCACAUUGCAAAUACUUAUUAAGCUAGGGUUAGACUUAAUGUGGCUAGGAAACAAUAGAACACAUGUCUGGGGACAGUAUGUUAAAACUUUUGGUGCUGGAUUGUGGCACCAACAAGGGUACAUCCCUCUAAAACCCAUCCCUGGACUCUUCUAGUUCAUGCUCUUUUAAAGUCCGGAAUACCAUUGUUAACACGAGGAAAACAAGCUAGGCAAAUGCUAUCGCUAAUGGAAGAGUUUUUCUUUUGCAAAGUUUUUUUUUAAUUUUUAUUUACAUGACUAAUUGAGUUUUUUUUUUUGUUUUUUUUUUUGACAUUUCAGCCAUGCUAACUUGCGCUACAUCCAUGGGCUAACGGCAGGUUUGUAUACAAUAGACAAUGUUGGCGAGCGCACUGCCCCCCACCACUGCAUGUUUAAUUUAUUUAGAAAUGUAGCUCUCUGUUUGUUCCCACCCUGAUAAAUAUUGGCGGGAAUGUAGACUUAUCACAAAAUGUCUCAUGGUUGUCCCCAGACAUUCUCAUUACAAAGGCUAGGCUGCGAUGACCAGGCCUUUUGUGAGUUUAAUGUCAGUGUGUUAAGACAGGACACUGCAGAACCAGCAUUGAGAAACAAUGGACUAGACUACAGUAGAGUUGCCAAUGCAAUAUCUCAUUCAAAAGUGUUAGUCUAAGACCAAAUCUGGACCCGAGCAAAGUACACAAGCGCAUAUAAGGGAAGAUGAGCAGACGGGGAGGCUUUUCUGAAGGGCCCAUUUAGGUCGGGAACGUCAGCCGAUUCUGCAUGUGGCAUUACCUGAAGAAUGUUUGCAGAAUUCACCAAAUGGCUUUUGCCAACCGAGGCCAACUUCACUCUCUACAAAAAACAGACACCUUUCUUUGACAGACAGACAAAAAAGCCUGAAUAAUAAAUGUAUUUGUAACAGCAUUUUAAGCUACAUUUUUUCCAGGAAUUUUUGUACAUUGUACAGAGUUUGAGUGUUUCCUCUUAUUUAUUUUGGACUGACUCUUUUGUCCCUUUUUUUUGUGCUUGGACGCGGAGUUCUACUCUGGGAGAAGCCGGACUGUGUUUGUGGCUUGUCAAGCAUGCGCCGUAUUUGAGAUUUGAUGGAAAGUGAUGACUGCUCUUUUUUCUAAAUCUCUGUUUAAAAGGGAAGCGUUUUCCUUUAACAGUUUAUUAACGAUGAUUAUUUAAAGACUGCUUUGUAAAUUUUACAGCAAUGAAUGCAUUGUACAACACCUUGUAUAUUAAAUGCAUAUGUUUAUUGUAAUA